Pristis pectinata (smalltooth sawfish) is the source of this 3177-nucleotide messenger RNA. It is a transcript of the gene loxl4, whose product is annotated as lysyl oxidase-like 4. Gene Ontology annotation, cellular component: membrane. Gene Ontology annotation, biological process: peptidyl-lysine oxidation. The record is from RefSeq and is a predicted model, not a curated record. Gene Ontology annotation, molecular function: protein-lysine 6-oxidase activity; copper ion binding. Lineage: Eukaryota; Metazoa; Chordata; Chondrichthyes; Rhinopristiformes; Pristidae.
GAGAGUCCCGUGUCUGUCGCCGAUUCCCCCUCUGACUGAAGCCGCUGCUCGGAUUCCGAACUCAAAUUCGCUCGGGUCAGCUUCAAGUCGGAAGUGUUUCCCUGAGAUGGAGGGUGCUCCCCAGAGCCUGCUUGUGGCUGCACUGCUCCUCCUCUGCAGCCCUCCCACCCCCUGUAGCAGCAGGACUGCCUCAGGACCUGCGGCGGAGCAGGAGCAGAUCAUGGUCCGUCUGGCGGGAGAGAAGCGCACGCACCACGAGGGGCGGGUGGAGAUCUUCUACCAGGGGCAGUGGGGCACGGUGUGCGACGACGAUUUCAACAUCCAUGCUGCCGGGGUGAUUUGCAAGCAACUGGGCUACGAGGGGGCACUGAACUGGGCCCACAGUGCAAAGUACGGACAAGGGACAGGUCCCAUCUGGCUCGAUAAUGUCAACUGCCGGGGUGAGGAGACAACAGUGGCUGGGUGUGGCUCCAAUGGUUGGGGCGUCCAUGACUGUAAACACUCCGAGGACGUGGGGGUGAUUUGCUCAGACAAGAGGCGAGCUGGCUUUGAGAACAAAGAGGCCUUCCAGGAUUCAGACCUUCAGCAACGCAACAAGGUGGACGAGAUCCGUCUGCGGCCAGUCCUGGCUUCCGCCAGGAGGCGCAACCCGGUGACGGAGGGGGUGAUCGAAGUGAAGUACCAGGGGAAGUGGAAGCAGGUGUGCGACAUGGGCUGGAACCUCAACAACAGCAGGGUGGUGUGCGGAAUGCUCGGAUUCCCGGGAGAGAUCCCAGUCAACAUGAGGAUCUACAGGAAGCAAUGGGAUCAAAAGAUGAAGAAUCCUAAAGCCAGGCUGUACUCGGCCACCAGAAAGAAGAGCUUUUGGAUCCACAAGGUGUCGUGCAGUGGCAAUGAGCCACAUCUGUCAGAGUGCAGGGUGCAGAUCUCAGCUGGGAAGAAGCUGCACCCCUGUGAGAGAGGGAUGCACACGGUGGUUAGCUGUGUGGCAGGACCUGCAUUCACACAGGGCACCGGCAGUCGAUUCCGGAAGGCUUAUCGCGCCGAGCAACCCCUGGUGAGGUUAAAGGGCGGAGCACAGACUGGUGAGGGCAGAGUGGAAGUCCUGAAGAAUGGUAAAUGGGGAACCAUCUGUGACGAUCGUUGGAACCUCCUGUCCGCCAGCGUGGUGUGUCGCGAGCUGGGAUACGGCAGUGCCCGGGAGGCACUAACAGGAGCCCGGCUGGGACAAGGGAUGGGCCCCAUCCCACAUGAACGAGGUCACGUGCAGAGGCUUCGAGCGGUCGUGACCGACUGCAGCUUCCGGGAGGCCAGCAACACCUGCAAACACGAGGAGGAUGCAGCAGUUCGAUGCAACAUUCCAGUCAUGGGCUUCCAGAAUAAGAUCCGUUUACGAGGAGGCCGUAACCCCUCGAAGGCCGGGUGGAGAUCCUGGUGGAGGUCAACGGCACAGCCAAGUGGGGCGCCGUGUGUGGCAUUGAACUGGAGACUGACCGAGGCCAUGGUGGUGUGUCGGCAGCUGGGGUUAGGCUUCGCUGACCAUGCCCUGCAGGAGACGUGGUUCUGGCAGGGCGAGCAGACCACCGAGGAGGUGGUCCUGAGUGGACGUCCUGCUCCGGAACAGAACUCUCCAUCCUGCAGUUGCUCACACGACGGCGACCAAAUAGAUUGCCCGAGGGGUGGGGGCCGAUUCGCCGCUGGAGUCAUCUGCACAGAGUCUACUCCCGAUCUUGUCCUGGAUGCCGAGCUGGCCCAGGAGUCUGCCUACCUGGAGGACCGUCCGCUGAACAUGCUCUACUGUGCCCACGAGGAGGGCUGCCUGGCAAAGUCCGCCGACACGAUGAACUGGCCCUACGGACAUCGGCGGCUCUUGCGCUUCUCCUCCCGCAUACACAACAUCGGCAGGACGAGCUUCCGCCCCCGAGCUGGUCGUCACGCCUGGAUCUGGCACAGCUGCCACGCCCACUACCACAGCAUGGAAGUCUUCACACACUAUGACCUCCUCACCCUCAAUGGCAGUAAGGUCGCGGAAGGCCACAAAGCAAGCUUCUGUCUGGAAGACUCAGACUGUGAGAGAGGUAUUUACAAAGAGUAUGCGUGUGCCAACUUUGGAGAGCAAGGCAUCAGCGUGGGUUGCUGGGACCUCUACCGUCACGAUAUCGACUGCCAGUGGAUAGAUAUCACAGAUGUUAAACCCGGAAACUACGUCUUUCAGGUCCACAUCAACCCCAACUACGAAGUGGCAGAGUCAGACUUCUCCAACAAUCUGAUGAAGUGCCGGUGUAGGUACGAUGGCUUCCGUAUCUGGAUGUACGGAUGUCACACAGGUGACGCCUUCAGUGCUGCUAUCGAGGACCAAUUCGAACACCAGGCUGCCUUGUCCAACAACGUAUCCUAACUGGAGGGACAUCACUUGUGAUACCGCACAAUACCUCUGACCUCCCACCCCGGACCCCUGCCUCGUCCCACCACCUUUCACCUGCCCUCCUGUGGAAGAUGACGAGGGUGGGGGGGCUGUCGGCGGUGGGAGUACGAUCCAUUUGUGCAUUCGGAACUUGUGGUCACAUAGAGCUGAUAGAAUUCUUUGUGGAGUGGGGUGAGGCGGGGUGAAACUCAAACUUUUACCACUGGGUCUGAAAUGUGUGAAAGACAAUUCCUCAAUGGUUCAAGCCCCUUCCCCUCCCCCAAAUUAUCCCUCGUCUGAAUCAGACCCCAAUAGUAUCCUGCAGUCAACUGGAAUGCUGCAACACUCCCACCGCCCACACCCAGUGCCCACAAUACUCUCUUCAUUGGUGCUACCUGAGUGUUUUCAGCAAUUUCUAGCUUUAUUAUGUAGGUAAGCUGCAGUGGUUUGUACAGAAUACCACACUCCAGGAGGGUUGGAGUUUAGAAAUCGGGAACUAUUGCUACAACUGUGCAGGGUACGGGUGCGUCUAUCACACCCUCCCCCACACCCAGUGCCCACCCUCCCCCACACCCAGUGCCCACCCUCCCCCACACCCAGUGCCCACCCUCCUCCACACCCAGUGCCCACCCUCCCCACACCCAGUGCCCACCACACCCUCCCCCACACCCAGUGCCCACCCUCCCCCACACCCAGUGCCCACCCUCCUCCACACCCAGUGCCCACCCUCCCCACACCCAGUGCCCACCACACCCUCCCCCACACCCAGUGCC